AUGGUGGGAAUCUCCCGAUCUCCAAAACCCACCCACUGCUGCUUCCAGCGCUACCUCAAGCCCGGCGCCCUCGCCCGUCUCCGGGACUCCAAAAUCAGCGCCGCCAGAUCUCUCCGACCCAAGUCUCCUCCUCCUCCUCCUCCUCCGCGUCUUCCUGAAUCGGAGCACCACUCCCCUCCAUCGAUUCCUUCAUCCGACGGCGUCCCUUGCUUUUUCGGCAAGCUGUACGGCCCUCGAUCCCUCACGAGGAAGAAACUCGUCGCCGCUAGAUCUGUCUUGUUCGCCGCCGGUUUGGCUGCUUCCGAUCCGGUUUUGGAGCCGUCUGGUGGCGUCGCUGAUAGUAAUAGUAAUGGGUCUUUGAUUAGUGUGUAUAAUAGCGAUGUAGUUGUUGCUGCUCAUUGA
Messenger RNA from Linum tenue, 402 nucleotides. The record is from the annotation of a GenBank genome assembly. Lineage: Eukaryota; Viridiplantae; Streptophyta; Magnoliopsida; Malpighiales; Linaceae.